Messenger RNA from Tarenaya hassleriana, 895 nucleotides. RefSeq names its product nuclear transcription factor Y subunit B-8. Gene Ontology annotation, molecular function: DNA-binding transcription activator activity, RNA polymerase II-specific; protein heterodimerization activity; RNA polymerase II cis-regulatory region sequence-specific DNA binding. NCBI's taxonomy places the organism in Eukaryota, Viridiplantae, Streptophyta, Magnoliopsida, Brassicales, Cleomaceae. Gene Ontology annotation, cellular component: nucleus; CCAAT-binding factor complex. Bases 123 to 653 code for a protein of 176 amino acids. The record is from RefSeq and is a predicted model, not a curated record. Gene Ontology annotation, biological process: regulation of transcription by RNA polymerase II. The transcript is spliced from 7 exons.
CUCCUCUCUUCUCCAGCGUCCGAUCUCUCCCUCUCUCUCUCAUCUCCUUCCUCCUCUUCUCCUCCAAUCAAUCCAUCUCUCUCUCUUCCUCCCGCCCUUUUUCAAAUUCAUCAGGGUUUCUGAUGGCGGAGACGCAGGGCAAGGGGGCGAGUCCCGGCGGGAGCCACGAGAGUGGUGGGGACCAGAGCCCGAGGUCGGCCAACGUCCGCGAGCAGGACAGGUUCCUUCCCAUCGCUAACAUCAGCCGGAUCAUGAAGAGAGGGCUUCCUCCCAAUGGCAAGAUCUCUAAGGACGCUAAGGAUACUGUUCAGGAAUGCGUUUCUGAGUUCAUCAGCUUCAUCACCAGCGAGGCCAGUGAUAAGUGUCAGCGAGAGAAAAGGAAGACUAUUAAUGGAGAUGAUUUGCUCUGGGCAAUGGCUACUUUAGGGUUUGAAGAUUACAUUGAACCCCUCAAGGUGUAUCUGAUGAGAUAUAGAGAGAUGGAGGGCGACACUAAGGGAUCAGCAAAGGGCGGGGAUGCAAAUGCAAAGAAAGAUGCCCAACAAACCCAAAGCGCUCAGUUUGCUCACCAAGGCUCCUUCUCACAAGGUCUUGCUUAUGGAAACUCUCAAGGUCAGCAGCAUAUGAUGGUCACAAUGCCGGGAUCAGAGUAGGCCAUAUCGGCUUGCCUUCAAUCUCCACGGAAGAACGGAUACCGUGCCUUUUCAAGAACCCUGAGAGCAAAACCAUGGUCCAUGGCAAUAGCCGAGACCCGAGAGGUUAUGUAUCAAUCAAUCAAUCAAUCUGUAAGGUUGAGACAAGUUUUGUGUAUUAUCUAUUCUUUUCUUUCUGUCUUGUUAAGAUUUUUUUGGAUGAUCGUUUCUUUUUGUGUGUGUGAUGUGUAUCGUUUGCUUUA